AUGGGUAAAAUCAAUCUCACAGCCCUUCGGGUGCGACAGACAGCCCUGAGCCAAUUCGCCAGUGGAAAGACCAGCAAACUGCCACAAUGGGUCGACGUGAUGACUGAGAUCCCUCCUGCUGAAACCCUCAUUCGUACACGCCCUCCCCAGCACCAGCUCGUCCAGCAGCGGAUGAAGACUGUCGAUGGAUCCUCGAAGCCGCAGGUCGUCUUCCAAGUCCAAGAGAAACGCCGAGCCCCGAAGAAGGCGAGCCGUCUGUUCCAACCGGUCGAGCUCAAGUAUGAAGAAGAUCAAUUGCGUACCGAGUUCUUCCGCGACCACCCCUGGGAGCUUGCUCGUCCCCGUCUGCUCCUGGAGACGACGGGCAAAGACUUUGAACACUACGAUUGGAGCCGCAUUCAACAGCCAGGAAAGCGCUUAGAUGGUGAAAGUGUUGUCCAGCGACAACUGUGGCUUCUGAACAACGUCCCAGACAUGACUAAGAGCAACGCUUACGACAUUGCUCGCCGAGAGUUCUACAAACUCCGAUUGAGGGAAGACAUCGAGCGCCGGGUCGCUGCAGAGGAAGCCAGAGCGUAUGGCGCAGAAUUCGGGCCAUCGUACCUGGAAAUUGGUGGGAAGUUGGAGGAUGCACAAUACGACAGAUGGGUUGAAUGGGCCCGGGAACAAGCCCUGGCCAUGGGCCAGCGCUCUGCCGCCCUCGCUGGAGCCCCAGAGAUGGAUGAGGAUACAACAGAUGUAUCUGGGAUCGAAACUGAAGAAGCCCCGGCCACUCAGUAG
Penicillium brevicompactum is the source of this 780-nucleotide messenger RNA. It is a transcript of the gene rsm25, whose product is annotated as mitochondrial 37S ribosomal protein mS23. NCBI's taxonomy places the organism in Eukaryota, Fungi, Ascomycota, Eurotiomycetes, Eurotiales, Aspergillaceae. The record is from RefSeq and is a predicted model, not a curated record. Gene Ontology annotation, cellular component: mitochondrial small ribosomal subunit. Bases 1 to 780 code for a protein of 259 amino acids. Gene Ontology annotation, molecular function: structural constituent of ribosome. The transcript is spliced from 2 exons.